This is a messenger RNA of Plectropomus leopardus (leopard coralgrouper), 949 nucleotides long. RefSeq lists its product as uncharacterized. NCBI's taxonomy places the organism in Eukaryota, Metazoa, Chordata, Actinopteri, Perciformes, Serranidae. The record is from RefSeq and is a predicted model, not a curated record.
AACAACCCAAGAGAGAGAGGAGAAACCAGAGGCAUGAUGAAGACUUUGUGUGUUGUUGUUAUUGUGCUGAGUCUCGGCUCAGUGUGCCAGGCUGCGUCACUGGCCUGUGAGAAGCUGCUGAAGCCACUGGACAAAGCUCAAGAUUUUUCCGGGAGUUGGUACGUCAUUGCCUUUUCCACAGAAAAAUGUCUGGUUGGAACGUUAAUGAAUGCUAUUUUAUGGCCGAGUGUUGCAGUGGACAUUACCCCUAAGACCACGCCAAAUGUUUACAGUGCCAAGGUCAAGGCUAAAGUAUACGGAUAUUGUGAAACUGAUUCAGAGGACUUUUUCUACAAACCCACCGACAACAAGAUACUCGAAGUCGACAUCAAUGAUGCUCCAUUUGGUGAACCAGAUGGGCUGCUGCAGAGUAGCUGUCCAGACUGCAUCGUUAUAAAGUCCUAUGGCGAUGACUUCAUCAACACUUUCAUGCUCUUAAGUAGGAGAGAGAAUGUCAGUGAUGCUGAGCAGAAGGAGUUUGAGGCCCAGGUUGAGUGCUCUGGCUGGUCCAAACCGCAGGUCUUAAACACAGAUCACGAUUACAAAAACUGCCCUGGCACUGACAGUCUCGAAAAUGAUAGCGAUGCUGCAAAAGUAUUCGCCUUGAUGCGUCAAAGACUGCAAACCAACUAUCAAGAGCCCCUCACAUGUCUUGUAGAGACUUUUCGUCAGUUACCCAGCGCUGCUUAUACCUGGGCAAAGGAAACUUGGAAUGGUUUGUGGUGAAUGUGUUACAAUAAACAUUCACUCUCACAAUCGUGUUUUUGUGAAAUGUUGCUGCACUACUCAAGAUGUUAAAUUGUUGAUUUAUGUUUGAUUAACUGCUUUAAAGAUAUCCAACAAACCCCCCUCUUCCUUUAUUCAGGUUUUUUGGAGUGAUCUACAGUGUUUUUUACAGGCACAUAUUCCA